Syngnathus typhle (broad-nosed pipefish) is the source of this 3318-nucleotide messenger RNA. RefSeq names its product general transcription factor IIIC, polypeptide 3 (gene gtf3c3). The record is from RefSeq and is a predicted model, not a curated record. Gene Ontology annotation, biological process: transcription by RNA polymerase III. Bases 307 to 3147 code for a protein of 946 amino acids. Gene Ontology annotation, molecular function: protein binding. The transcript has 19 exons. Gene Ontology annotation, cellular component: transcription factor TFIIIC complex. Lineage: Eukaryota; Metazoa; Chordata; Actinopteri; Syngnathiformes; Syngnathidae.
UGGUGUGCCGUGAGAUUUUUGCAAUGUAAAAUUAAAAUACAGUCCGUACGAUCGACAGUGCCCACGACCUUGCCGUCGUUUGUGACGUUACUAUUUACCACCACUAAGUGUCGCUGUUACAAUUGCGUCACGUUCGACCCUGCCAACCCGGAAAUGUUAAAGUCACGUGACUAACUUCCCGGAAGCAAAGCGACGGCAAUAACAAAGUUUAAAGCGCGCUCCGAACAUGAAAUUGUUGGGUUCAUUAGAAUGUGAUCAUUUGUUUAUUUCGGGUUGACUGUCACCGGGCACCUAAAGGAAAGCAAGAUGUCAGGUUUCAGUGCCGAACUUAUUGACUACCUGGAAGGAAGGAUUACAUUUGAGGAGUUUGACAGGAGGAGAGACGAGAGAAAAGCCAAGGAGUUGCUCGUGUCAGUUAAAAAUGACGAGGUGGUCCAGCCUUGCACGUCCACGCACAAUCAUGGAACAAUUGGGUCAGAAGAAGAAGGAAUCAGCCCUGGCGUUCAGCAAGCCUUUGCCUCAAUGAUUGGCGAAGCCACCGACCAAGUAUUGUCAGAUGAGGAUAAUGACAUCUUGGGCUACGUUGAUGACAAGAAUGACGAGGAUUUCGCAGUGGAAGAGGAGGACUAUGUGGAGGACGAUGAGGAGGAGGAGGAGGAGGAAGAAGAAGAAGUGGUGGGGGAGAAGGGACAUUUUAAAUUGAAAGUGAAGCGCGAGAAGGCAGAGGGGAGGGGGAAGAGAAGUUUUGAAACCGAAGAGAAGGAAAGUGAGGACAUGUCAGUGGGAGACGUGCUUGCACUGGAGAUGGAGCUAACCCGUGAAAACAAGAAAAUGAUGAAGGAACGACGCAAUCGCAGUAAACUUCCCCGAGCGCUCAGAGGCCUGAUGGGUGAGGCGAACAUUCGUUACGCCAGAGGAGAGAAAGACGAUGCCAUUGCCAUGUGCAUGGAGAUCAUACGACAAGCCCCGCUGGCCUACGACCCUUUCUCUACGCUGGCCAUGAUCUACGAGGACGAAGGCGACUUGGACAAAGCUCUGCAGUUCAGUCUGAUCGCCGCCCACUUGAACCCCACCGACUGUGAGGAGUGGAUUAGGCUGGCGGAGGUCUCUCUGGAGCAGGAGAACGUCCGGCAAGCUCUAGUCUGCUACAACAAAGCCGUCAAGUACGCUCCCACCAAUAUUCGCUACCUGUGGGAACGCUGCAGCCUCCUCAUGCGUCUGGGGGAGCACAAGCAGUGCAUGGAUGGCUACCGCCGAAUUUUGUCCCUGCUGCCAAUGGACGAGGGUGAACACUUCAUGCAGCUCUCCAAGGACAUGGCCAAGAGUUAUUAUGAAAGUAGCGACCUGCCCUCGGCACUCGGUGUAAUCGAGCAGGCCCUGGUACGCCACCCCGACCUGGUUAGCGAUGACAUCAUCAACAUGGCAGCCGAGCUCUACAUCACCAACCGUCAAUACGAAAAGGCUUUGGAGGUCUUAGUCCAGUUUGUGGGUGUGGUUCCUAUCCGGGAUGAAAGUCACCCAGAGACGGCAAUUAAAGUUGAGAAUUUAAUUGAGAACGGGGUAAAGAACGAUGAGGCGCAGCCAUUGAUUGUAGCAGAAGUAGCGCCAACGGACAAAUCUGACAUCAAGGAUGUUCAGGUUCCAGACGGCAUCCCAGUGGACCUGAAGGCCAAGCUGAUUGUCUGCCUCAUCCAUUUGCAUGUCUGUGCACCCUUGGAGGCUCUAGUCUCCUCACUGAUGGAGCAAAGUCCAGAGGACAUUGGCGACUUAUACCUGGACGUGGGAGAGGCCUACCUAGAGAAGGCAGCGUACAUGUCUGCUCUACCUUUGCUGUCUGCGCUUGUCAUAUCCGAGAAAUACAACCUGGCUGUCGUCUGGCUUCGCCACGCAGAGUGUCUGAAAGCACUGGGUGAAAUGAAAGCAGCGGCCGAAAGCUUCACGAAAGUAGUGGAGUUGGCGCCACAGCACCUCGAGGCGCGGCUGUCGCUCGCCACCCUGCAGCAGCAGCUCGGCCGGCCAGAUUGUGCCCUCAAGGCGCUGGAGUCCAUGUACGACAACGACACGCUUGCACGGGACUCCUCUGCAGCGCAAAAGGAACUGAAGCUGCUCCUGCACCGGUCCGCGCUGCUGAAAACGCAGGGACUCAUCCAGCACUACUUGGACACUCUGAUCACCAUGAUAUCAAUCCUGCUUAAGGUGGCCAUGCAGCGUGCCCAGGUGUGUGUGCGCUCUGUCUUCAUGUCAGGAGAGAAUCACCUGCGCUUGGUGAAGGUUGGGGACAUGCCGUCGGACAUCGAUGACCCGGAAGCGGCCUACUUGGAAAUCACGUGUAAAACCAAAGUCCUGUCCAAAGAGGACUGGUGGCAGCUGCUGCUGAGCUGCGUGCUGACAAUGUGCGAUGUGCAACGUUACGAAGAGGCGGAGCUAAUGGUCGAGUCCGCUAUGGAGUUCUACUCCUUCUAUGACAUCAAGCCCAGAAGAAAGGAGUUGGAGUACCUCGGCCUCUCAGCCAACAUCCUGGACCGCAACCACCAUAAGGCCUACAACUACAUCAGGUUGAUGCUGUUAGAGGAUGUGGAUCAGCCUCAGCUUUGGAAUAUAUUUAAUCAACUGACGAUAUCCUCCCACCACCAACGUCAUCAUCGCUUUUGUCUGCGUCAGCUUUUGAAACAUCCCGACAACCGCGCCCUGUGCAUCCUGUGCGGACACAACGCCAUGGUGUCGGGCAGCUUCAAACACGCCUUGGGUCAGUACAUCCAGGCCUUCCAGGCUCAGCCAGAUGAGCCGCUCCACAACUUGUUUGUGGGCCUCACCUUUUUCCACAUGGCAUCCCAGAAAUAUGUGGCAAAGAGACACCUACUGGUUGUUCAGGGUUUCACCUUCUUGCGCCAGUACGUGGAACUGCGUGGGGAGUGUCAAGAGAGCAUGUAUAACUUGGGCAGAGCAUUGCACCAGAUGGGCCUGACACAUUUAGCAAUUCAUUUUUACCAGAAGACUCUUCUACUGCCUAUACAGACACUAGAGGGUAUCGCUGAUGACCAAGUGGAUCUGAGAAGGGAGGCCGCCUUCAAUCUGUCCCUCAUUUACCAGGCAAGUGGCAACAUUGAGAUGGCCCACAAUCUCAUCAGCACCCAUUGCAUCAUCUGACAAUGGGCCAGGCCUGCAACAAGGAGAAUGAGUGCCACUGUUAAAUUAUCAUUCAUGCAAAAACAAUUAUGAUCAUGUAAAAAUAUCAUGUAUGAGUAUUAGUUCUUUUUUUUAACAUUUUAAAUCUAAAAGUCGAAUAUAUUUAAUAAUAAAAAAAAAAAUUCCUCUUCA